Messenger RNA from Nematocida major, 933 nucleotides. RefSeq lists its product as uncharacterized. The coding region runs from base 1 to 933 and encodes 310 amino acids. The record is from RefSeq and is a predicted model, not a curated record. The transcript has a single exon. NCBI's taxonomy places the organism in Eukaryota, Fungi, Microsporidia. Gene Ontology annotation, molecular function: protein binding.
AUGGAAGUAAACGAGGCGAAAGAAGUGUGCGAGUCCGCAACGUACAACCACAACAGCCAAGUGAGAGGCCUAGCCAUUUCCAACGGAGUGCUCUACACGUGCACAGACCACUAUAUAUACGCGUGGCAAGACAAAAGUCCAACUCUUCUUGCAAUGUUUAGACUCCCCCCGAAGGCGGAGGGAAACUCGCAGCGCCUCCUGCAGGAUGUUUGCACUCUGCCCUCCAGCUGGGAGCACUUUGCAUCGAACCAUGCAGGAACAGUGCACAUAUUUGCCCCGAAAAGCUACUACAAAAUCACGCCAAAAUACGUGCACUGCACCGUCUCUAGUCUCUUCAUUCCGUCCUGCUGCACAGAAUUUGGGCCUUUCGCCGUGGAGGAUGGGACGCUGUACUUCUACUCCGAGGAGAGGCAGAGGAUUCUAGACCUCCCAGAGGGUGACACGUGCACCCGCCUCAAAUACAUCAGCGGCGAUCUUUUUCUGGGCAUGGAUUCGGGGCGCAUUUACUCCGUGCUCUUCCACCGGAGGGAAAUCGCGCCGGAAGUAGCCUCGGAAAUGGGCCAAGCAGGGAUUCCACUCGGUGAAAGUGCCUUCUGUGCGCUGGAGGCGUCUCUCUACGCGGGGACUCUGCGGGUUUUUGUGGACGGGUCGUGGCCUGUCCUGGACUUCCACCCGAAGCCCCUUCUCGUCUCGUACUUUGGGAGAAAACUGCACGCCCCCUCUCUGGGAUGCGCAGAAAAAAGGCAAGUUUUAAGCAUUAUGAGUGUUGACUCUCUCUUUAUUCUUUUCACUCGUGCGAGUGUUUUAAUAUUUAAUGAAUCCCUCCACAGGCUUGGGACAUGCCCAGUGAAGGGAGAGGGCAUUUCUCACGUGGAGAGAGUCUUUAUGUCACAGGACACAGGCAUGCUUAGUGAGCUUUCUGUGCUACUUUGA